This is a messenger RNA of Neodiprion fabricii, 9765 nucleotides long. RefSeq lists its product as uncharacterized. The transcript is spliced from 14 exons. Lineage: Eukaryota; Metazoa; Arthropoda; Insecta; Hymenoptera; Diprionidae. Bases 36 to 3473 code for a protein of 1145 amino acids. Gene Ontology annotation, molecular function: protein binding. The record is from RefSeq and is a predicted model, not a curated record.
GAGGGAAGCCCUUUUUAAGAUCCCUGGAUACAGAGAUGCCACCGCCGCCACCGCCGCUCGGCUACGUCGGCUACGUCCUUUGCGCCAUCCUCGCUGCCGCGUGGAGCGGCCCCCUGAUUACCUUCACUCAGGGAAAACCCCUGCAGGUGAAACCGGGGUGUAGAUACGAAGGCCGCAGAUAUCAGGAGGGCGCUAUCGUUUCCACUUCAGAACCGUGUCUGCAGUGUCGCUGCGUCGAGGCCUCGCUGAGAUGUCGUCUUCGUGUCUGCCCGCGAACCCCAAAUCCUACACCGGCCGAGUGCCGCCUCCAGAUUUCUCCGGUCCAAGAAUGCUGCUCGGAGAUCGUCUGCGGUGAAUCGAGACAUGACAAUGAAAAUUCUCUAAGACGCAUAGAUAUCGAACCAGAUGACGUCACAGAAGAAGAUGAAAUUUCGGCAUGUGAACAUUUUCACAACAGUUUCCAAAUAUCGAACAUGCUCUUCAAUCGAUGCCUCUUUGAAGGAGUUCGAUACGGUGCUGGUUCCGCAAUGAUGGCAACUAGACGUUGCGAGUAUUGCUACUGUAUACUAGGCGCACGGCGUUGUGUCAGUCCAAAAUGCCUCUUACCAUUACCAGGGUGCACUCCCCUCUAUGCCCCACACUCUUGCUGUCCAGUCGCCUAUAACUGCACUCACAAUCAGGAUGAAGAGACUUCGACAACGAUGCAAUCGCUGACUUUGAAUGGUUGUCGCGUGGGAAAUCGAGUCUACAACGAAGGCGAGAUGGUGAAGGAUAUUGCAUGGAAGGCACCCUGCGACAACUGCUUCUGUGCCAUGGGAGCCGUGCGUUGUGUGCCACUGGCUUGCGCUCCUCCGCUCCAGGGCUGUAGCCCAAUUGUUAGAGAAGGUCAAUGUUGUCCGUCGACCUACAAUUGCAGUGGAAGUAUUGAGGUGAAGGCUACUCAGAACUACGCCUCGUACGCAUUUGUCAGCAAAGAUUACGCCAAUUUUCGAAAGGAAACGCACUUUCAUCCUGUCGAUAAUCAGAUGAGUCCCAUACUGUCAAACGCAAUUGUGGAGGGCCGAGGUCACAGGAUAAUCGAGGGGGACUCUUACACAACUGAUCCCAAGGACGUGGAGGCCGAGGAUUCUACGUCGUCUGCCUACACGAACGGCGAAGCCUCCACGACGUCAACCUUCGAGACGGACAGCAUGGGGAACGAGAUAUUUCCUGACACGACUGGGGAGCCGGUAAUACCCACGACGUUGCAGAUGUCGAACACUUUUUCGAGUCCUUUUUCCGGUGAGGCGAUCACCAGCUCCGAGGUCUCAACCUUAUCAAAAGAGUCAACCACCGUGCCGGAGACAUCGACGCACGAGCUCAAGGCUCCAGUCAGCACCGUAUCAACGCCGGAAGAAACCACUUCAGCCGAAAGUUGGAGCACCACCGAGGAGAUGAGCACAUCUGCGGGAGCAGAGGGUGAUCCCUUGGAGCAGGGGGUUGACGAAGAGCUGGACUCGACGGAAGCGAUGAUUCGAAGUACUGCAAUGGCAUCCAAUUCGUCGGGACCGACGGAGGAGCCGAUCCUUGGAACGCGGGAGCGCCACAGGGAAGCCGAAACGAUGAAGGAGAAGGUGAUUACCUCGACGCAGGAAGAAUCGGUCACAACUUCUCCCACGACGAUCCUGAUGCCCGACGAUAUUUUCAUGAUGAACGUCACGCUGAAAAGCAACGUUUCCGUCGGCCAAGCUGAGGGGGUGACCAUCACUCCGGUCCGAUCAAUAGCUCCUGACGUUCAAGCCAUUUUGAAUAUAACUCAGAGGGAGAAGGUAGAUGACUACGAUUAUUACAACGAACCAACGCUGCCUCCGUCCCUUCCGAACGUCAGGAUAAUUCCCUUCGUGGCCGCUGAUGCUCUGGUGAAAAACGAAAAGGACACGACCUCCGGUGUCACCGCGUAUCCGUCAGGAUCGGCUGGUGCGAUACGUGAACCUCAACGCACCACCGAAAGCUCCAAUUUUUACGACAUUGUGACCAGAGAAAACAGAUUCAGUCCACCUAUUGAAACAGAAGGCGGAUUCGUCCCCAAAGAUCCACCCUAUUUCGAAGCAUCCUAUCACUCGACCGAUCUGAGCUUGGAAAUUGGCACCGGUGUAACCGUAGUUCCCGCAGACAUCACAAAUCCGAAUAGAAAGGAGGACGGCCCGUCAAUGUCCAGCUGCCACUUUGAUACGAGACAGUAUCGCCACGGAGAAUUCAUUCCUGACAGCGGUUUGUGCGUGAUAUGCAUAUGCUACUACGGUGAGGUCGUGUGCUCUGACGAAAAAUGUCCACCAUUGAAAAUUGGAUGUAGGCGAGUCAAUAGUGACCUUGGAUGCUGUGGCGAAAUCAUUUGCAUCGAUACACCCGAGUCUCCAACGCUGGUGCUGGACCGUGCAGAUGCGACAAUGCCGUCACAACGCGAACCGAUUCAGUCAGUGGAUGGAAUCGCAACACCAGACCCCUUUCGAGAUGUCAUUAAAACAGAACCUGCUCCUGACUUGCCUUCCUUGAUCGAAGACAUGAUACCGUACCUUACCGAGCAUCGGAUCUCCACCCCGAGACCGACAACACCGAUGUCAAACGGCAUAAAGAUAAGCUCUACCAUCCGGAACGGUGACAUCAACCAAGAUCCCUCGCUGAUGGAACCUCCGAUUUACAAUCAUGGUGACCAGAUGAACCCACACAAAGAUGACGAGGUCAUUGUUUCGAACUCACCGACCUCAGUAGCCAAUGAAGUAGGCCAUAAUUCUUUUGUUCAGCAUUUGAAUCAGCCUCUUCAGGAAGUGGGCAAUGAUACCCAGCAUAACGAAGAACAUAACGAUAAAUUCGUGACUCAGAGCUCUUCAGGUUUCAACUAUUCCAAAUACGGUGACAAGGAUGUCAGUUUGAAUAGCAACGGCUCUAUGCAAGAUCUAGGAUUCGAAUCAAACCCAGAAAUCACGGAAUCCAUUCCACUCAAGUCUGAUAAAGCCAAGGAUACUGUGACCAAGUUGUCUCAAGGAGAUUCAAACGACGAAGAGGAUUCGAUGUAUUCCUUUGAAAGCGUUUUUGACCUCUUAUUUUCUGACUCAAAAACGGAAAAACCUGCAGCGCAGGUUUCUAUUCAGCAAGCGGUGUUUUCUACGGGAGAAACCUCCACGAGUCAGACAGUUACCAAGGCUUCUUCAACGCUAACUGCGCUAUCAACGACGCCUUCACCGUCACCGGCCCAGACUGCCAAAUCUUCUGUUGCCAAACCUACCACACUAAUGAUAUUCAAUACAUCGAACAGCGCCCAAGUACGUGACGAAGAUGUGUCUACGAUGGUUGGCAGUCUCCUAAAAUUAGCCGGCUGCAAUAUUUACGGACGAAUGUAUCGCGUUGGAAAGAUCAUUACGGAACUGUCGGGACCUUGCCUCCAGUGCAGAUGCACGGAGGUCGGAGUCCAGUGUAAGAAACUCUCGUGUCGAUAGUUAUAUCACAUCCAACUAACGUGCCGAUUUUUUGACAAAUUUCCAUUUCUUUGAUUGCCAACUGACUUGCCAUAGGAUGCUAAUUAUAUAGGACUUCGUGUGUUUUAUGAUAUAUGUGUAUGAUGCGUUUCAGUUUCGAUAUGGUACAGCUGUGUCGCGUUAUAAAUCUGCUAGCCGAUUAUCCUACGUUAACCUCAUUUCAGGUUCUUUCCAUAUAAACCAUCUCUAUCAUAGACUGACUCGAGUUUUACCAAGACAAUUGUAAACCCUAGAUAUAGCAGCGUAAUCUCACAUCUCUUAGAGCGUUAUCUCCUCACAGCCCGGCGACCAGUCUUAUAGUAAGCGCGUGAUGACUUCAUUUAGCUUUUAUGGAGAUUGUAGAAAUAAAAAGAAAUAAAAAAAAAACUUGCAUUCACUGCCGGAGAGAUAUUUAUAACAUGUGAUUUAAACCGUAUCAGCCAGCACCGAGUUAUUUUUUCUUUUUCUUGUUUUGUUUGUCUCGCCAAAAUUUUAACUACGAUUUAAAACAUUCGUGCUACAUUCUGAAAGAUUCUGCAAUACAAAGGCACAAAUAUGGUUAUAUGUGAUAUGUAACGAAUGAUUGCCGUCCAAGGAAAUUCCAUACUUUAAUAAUAGAACUAGUUUUUAAUUGUUCUAGAUUCGUGUAAGGGAAAGUAUACACAUUAGGGUAGUUCUUAUUAAGGGGGUUGACGAUUUUUUUCCGGGUAACCCUCCAAAUCAACUUCAAAUACUUCAAAAACAAUUCCCUAAUUUUUUUAGUUUUUUUAUUUCAACCCUAACCCGUGCCUGUAAGAGGGUGGAUUUCCCCAUUUUAAAUACAAGUGUUUCGGACAUAUUCUUAGUAUAUAUUUUAUAGUAAGAGUAUACUCAAAAAACAUCUGUAACUGCGAGGUUUCAUUGGGCAUUGGUGCUAAUAUGCGGGAAAAAAUUCACAUUAUCAUACCAUACAAUCUUGAAAAAUUGCACACCGUCGAAAUCCGACUUUUUUCCAUUUAGAGGAAGUGCAAUUUGUCUAGAUUACCUGGUAGGAUGGUGUGAAUUUUUUCUCAGAUAGUAGCACUCAUGCCCGCUAAAACCUCGCAGUUAUAGAUUUUUUUGUAUGUUAUUACUCUUGCAGUAAGAUAUAUGUACUGAGAAUGUGUCCAAAAUACGUGUAUUUUAAAUGAGAAAGUCCUCCCUCUUACAGACACGGAUUAGAGUUCAGGUAAUAAUCUGAAAAAAAUUGGAAACUCUUUUUGAAUUAUUUAAGGUUGACUUGGCGGGCGGUUCGAAAAAAUUCGUUCCACCUUGAUAAGGACCACCCUAAUACACAUACACGUACCAAUUGCAAUCUAGACUAAAUGGGUGGUCUGUAAUGUAUACAUACAUAAUUAGUACAUGGAAUUUUGAUUAUCUGUUUUUGAUCAUGAAUGUAUUUGGAGAGUAUUUAUUCAACCAGUCUUGCGUCACUGAUUUUUUGAAAGACUGUGUAGAACACACAGAAAAGUCUAUAUAUUGACAGCUCUUAUUUGUGGUUCUGGAUUAAAAAUAUGAACUGAAUGCACAUUGGCAAUGAAAAUAUAUUUGUAGCUACAGUUGAUUGUUUCGAAUUUCCAUACUCUCCCUGCAAAACUAUCUCAGCUGGCAGCUGUGGAGUUGGGAUGUGAAAUAAACCAAGAUGUCUUCAGUCUGGCAAACGUCUCGUCGACCUUCGUUUAUCUGUGUUCUCCCAACAUGUUUGCAUACAUCGCACGCGUCUCUUCGCACACAGUCCGAUGCCAUUGCAAUCUAUCGUUUGCUGAAUACCGUAACACGCGCAUGCGCACUCAUACCCCACAGUACCGGGUAAUUUGAUUGUGGAUUCGGCGCGUUUUCUCAAAAACUCAAAUGAACCUUGCUACAAAGUCUAGGGAACAGAAGCGGUGGCAAAAAAGUUUAUUCAACAUUUUUAACUAAUGAUAACUGCACCAAGAAAAGUUUGGCGUAUAAUUUCUCGGAUUUUGUCACACUUGAACUUUGUUUCGCGUGACAUGAUUUUCAUGGUAGAUAGGGUACUCGAUAAACACUUAACCCUCCGUGGUCACACCUCCUGGCUGCAACAUGCUGGUUAAAAUAACGUCAAAAAACUUUCAUAGAUUAAGAGGCAAAUUUUGUUACACAUAAAUAAAAUGAAGUGGUGAAAAUGAUCUGAAAGGUGUAUAAGUCUCAAAAAUGACUUUCUUUAUAGGAAAAAUUGUUUUAAUUUCUUUAAUUCAUUCAUUAACUUUUGCAUUUUUUUCAAAUAUUUCUUCAUAAAAUUUCUGGUAGGUGCUCUUCAAGUGUGAUGGAUUUUCGGAAAGAAUACCUAGAUAGUGAGCGAUCUAACAGUGAUUUAUUCCGAGAUCUGAGGAAGUUCUACUUUGGAGGAAAGUAAAAAUGGAUGAUCAUGAAAAAAAUUGUAUUUUGCCUCGCUCAACCACAUCAGCUUGUACUGAUUUAGCGUUAAAGUUGUGAGCGGGGUCGCAUUGACCCCGGGUGAUCAGUGAGUGUUAAUCGCAGAAAUUCGAUACCUACAUAACGAGUAUGUAAGCGAGAUUUGUUUUGGUUUAUGUAUACUUAACAAGUAUUCCCGAACAAUUAUUGUAUAUUUCAAAAAAAUAUGAUUGAAAAAUGGAAAACCGAAAUGAUGUUUACAAAAUGUGUGUAUACACUAGCGUAUCUUUGUUGCAGUGACGUGGAACCCAUGCAUGAAAUUGAUGUUAACACUAUUUAUAUACAUUAGAAAUAUUCAAUGUAAGAUAACUUUAAGGUUAGGUAUCCAAUGUAGUGAAAUGAGGCAAUUCAACUUUGUGAGAGAGACGAACGAAUUCUAUUGAGCUAACAAUGAGUACAAUCUGAUAUUAUGCUUUCGUACUAGUUCUAGAAAAAAUGUAUUUAAACAAUGAAUUUUUAACUCCGAUUGUAGGAUUUUUUGCCGUUACAAUUUCGAAUAUUCGGGCAAUUCUGGGUUUUCAACAAUUCUCGAUUAUUCCAAGUGGAUAUUAGAUAGUUGUGUUGUUCAUUAUCUUGCAAAAUAUAUUGAUUUUUACUCAAUUUGGAUGCCGUCUUCCAGAUUUCUAUAAGAUUUAAGCGAUGACCUGAGAGUCUCGCUGAAAUGUUCCGAAAACUUCAUUUAAACGAAAUUCAGAAAAGUUAUUCCAUGUAUAGUUUUCUUUUAAAUGGAUUUGGAUUUUGGAAAGUGGAGAUGAAUAACGAUUUUGGGAGUUUCAGGAAACUUAUAGUGAAGUCUACAUGUUUCACGAAAAAUAGAAUGAAACGUUGUAUUCACGAAUUUCAGGUCGUACUUGGCUAUUACAGAAAACUUCUGGUGUUAUGUAAAAUCCAACUUUACUUUGGAAUAUUUUAUAUUUAAUUCUUUCAAAUCUCAUAUAAAAUAGUAGCAACCUUUUGAAAAUACGAUAAAAGUAGCUGUUUCACCUCGUUAUAAGUAUUUCGGACUUUAAUUCUUUGGUAACAGAUAACUCAGCUCUCCCAUCAGUCGUUAUAAUACUGCAAAUCGAUGGUCACUAAUAGUGGGUUAGACUAAUUGCGUGGCAAACUACACACGGAUCGGAAAUUUCCCACUUUUCGGACUUCCAACGCAAUGUACUAUUUUCUCAAGUCCUUGAUCGUGAAGAUCGUCUAUUACGGAUGACGAGUUUAAGUAGUAAUGAAAACUGAGAGGACUUCGAUCUUUUAUUUAAACAAUCUAUACUUCGGGACAGAAAAAGCGACUGACCAGUGUUUAUUCAAAGUCUCUGUAAACAAUACUGCCACUGGAAAGCUUGCAGUGAAUUCAAGAAUCAGUUAAAGAUAUUCGUACAGAAUGUUUCAGUCCUUGGAACAAAUUCCAAAUAAAUAUCUUCAAUGGGAUAGUCGCAAAUUCGAUUAGUUAAAAGUUUGUUUUUCACCUUUCGGUGAUUUUAAAUGUGAAACAAUUUAAAAAAUUCAACUAUCUCACGUAACCGAAGUUAUUACGUUUGAAUUUUCUCAAAACGAACAGAACUGUAUGCCCCUGACUUUCGACCAAUUUCUGAUUCGUUCAAACAGUUUAAUGCUUCUUGAUACGAGCUGGAUUGCCGUCCACAACCCCCAGCGACUUUCCGGGACUCGGAACGACUUCCAAUGACGCUAAACAAGUUGGAAGACCCCUCUAAUGUCCGUCUAAAACUUUGAGCCAACUGCAAUAAGGUUUUCCCCGAGUGUUCACUGACAACGGUAACUUGGGAGAUUCGUAGCGAUUUUGGAUAGCCGUAAGUGCUCGGGGACUUGAAAUAAAUUGAACUGCAGGUUAUUGACAGUUAAAACGACAUGCCUGGAUCAUUCUUCGGUGAAAACCUGCUUUCAUUGAAGUUUUGGGGAUCCGUUUGGCUCGAUAGCGUUCGUUCUAUCUCAACAUACAUUAGGGGCGGAAUUCCUCGAGUGUACCAGGCCAAAAAAAAGUUAUCCGAUCGGGCUGAAAAUUGAUUUACUAAAAAUUGGAAAAGAACCCUAUUGAGAACGUUUUAGGUGAAUUUUUCUUUCCGCAUCAGGAAAAAAGUCACAAGCGUUUGAAGAUAAGGCUUUGUAACGAAAGCUAAAAAUAUGUACCUCCUCCACCUCAGUCUUUAUUUCUCGAGGUAAAUAAAUUUUUGGUGUGAGUAGUACCGUCCCGUAAGCCAACAAUUAGCCAGAUUUUCAGCCCUUCGGAUAACUUUUUUCGGGACUGGUACACUUGAGGAAUUCUGCCCCAUAUUACUAUUAUCACGAUUAUUGAUAUUAUUAAUAAUAUUACAUAGAUUAACGUACAAGUCAAGCUGUAAGAACGAUCUCAAUAGUAAUCAAGUUUACGUAGCUGAUUAAAUUCUCCAGUUAUACAUAUACACGGCAUCCUAAGCACGAGCAGUUUUAUACAAUUGAUUAUAUAGGUACUACAUACGCACACAAACAUGAAUCAUCAAAUCCAGUAAUAAUUCACAUUUAUACAAGUAUGAUUUAUCGUUUCAACUGUAUCCCACAUAUUGAUUGUUUAUUGAUCAAUUCACACGUAACUGCUAUUAAACUCCCAGCCAGCUAAAUAUAUCGCUCAGAUCAUAUUAGGCAUGUACACAUACAGUGGGCUGUUUUACUCCACUCGAUCAUCGUCUGACCUUGACAAACUUCAAGUUGUUUCAAGUUUUUUUAACAUUAUGCUUUCUACUUUGAGAACCAUGUAGAUAUCUCUUCAAAGUUCAUUUUUCAAUGUCAAAUCAUAACAUCCGCUGCAACAAGUUUUCGAAAAAUUCGUAAAAGUUCAACGACUAAACAAUAAGCUUAAUAAGACUUUUCCGGUAUAACCGCAAUUCCCUUCACUUUCUGUGUUCUUGCACAAUUUUUUUAUUUUUUUUUUUUACGUCACGAAAUGUUGAGAUCCACUGAAAAAUUAUAUGAACAAAAUGGAAAUAAAACUUUGAUAUUUGUAUUGAACUUCAAAAGUUAGAAUUUUUUGGCGAAACAUUUUAUUUGGAAAAAUGUAAAAGCGUUUGAGAAAAUUUGGCUGUAUAGCGAAAAAGAAAACUAUCGCUAAUGGAAUCUUAAGUCUUGUUUCGAGUUGCCAUGUUGUCGGUGUUUCUUUCACAACAGCACACGGAGUAGUUAUGAAUUCAUCUAUGGAAUUGUUUGUAAAAAUGAAAAUCUGUGAGAAAUCUGAAAAUUUCUCACACCGAGAACAAAGAUAUAUGAACGUGUGUAAUAAAGUCGAAACAGUCUAGAUUCGAAGUUGGUUGAGUGUUGUGAAAUAUCCGACAUGUACACACAUAUAUUAUAUAUAUAUAUACACAGAAAUAGCAUACUUAAUCGUAAAUUUUAUACCCAUUGUAUUUUCUUACCCUCUAUUACAUUGUGAUUUUUCAAUCUUCUUUUUAUUUUUUUUUUAUAAGUGUAAGUUAAUAGAAUAGAGCAAUUAUUGUCACCCUAUGAAAAUGGUUUUCAACAGUUCUCGUGGUUUAUUUUUUAUUUAUUUAUUUUUUUUUUGCCAAUCCUUGUGGUGAUUAGUUUAUUUUGUUUUUCAUCAUAUUUUGUAAAAUGAAUUCUCUCAUGUUUCUAUUUCUGUAUGUUAUAACAAUAUUUUCGAACAGUUUUUCUACUUUUCCAUGAAAUGCAUUAAUAUAUGUACAUAUUCCAACGUAUGGGGAAUUUCCCAUUCUUAAAAGAAUUUCAUAAUGGGCCUUGCCACGUAAAAUUUUGUUUGUUAUAAAGUAGAGAAUUAAAAUAAAACAAAAUAAAAAAAUAGAUCCCACUCUUUAAUUUUUAAAUU